UAACUGCUCUAUGAUUGGUGCAGUGCGGGUGUACGUAGCAACGGUCCGGAAGAUGUCGCUCAGGCCAGUCCUGAAAAACUUCCGCCUUAAGUUGUAAAGAAAACAUAGCAGCUAAAAGGCUAUCGGACGACGUAGCAAGCCCCCCAUUUAAGAGGUCCGACCAAAGGUUGCUGUCCUUCACUUGAGACUGUGUGUAUGUGUGUGUACCUGUGUGCGUGUGUGUGUGUGUUUUUUUUUAAGUGUGUGUAUGUGUGCGAGUGUGCUUGAGUGUAUGUAUGUAUGUGUGUGUGCAUGAGUGAGUGAGCGAGCUGCAGCCCCCCGCCCCACCACACACACCCAUACACACAAUUUGACCGAGAGCCGCUCCUCCCUGGAGGAUGACAAUGGAGGAGAUGAAGAAUGAAGCAGAGACAAACUCUAUGGUAUCCAUGACGCUCUACACCGUAAUGUACCCUGUUUUUAACGAGCUGGAGAGGAUCAACCUAUCAGCAGCUCAGACGCUCAGAGCGGCCUUCAUCAAGGCAGAAAAGGAGAACCCCGGCCUGACUCAGGAUAUCAUCAUGAAGAUCUUGGAGAAGAAGAAUGUCCAAAUCAACUUCACCGAAUCGCUGCUGCGAAUGGCUGCCGACGACGUGGAAGAGUUCAUGAUCGACCGACCCGAGCAGGAGUUCCAGGACCUGAACGACAAGGCCAGAGCGCUGAAACACAUCCUCAGCAAAAUCCCAGACGAGAUCAAUGACAGAGUACGCUUCCUACAGACUAUCAAAGACAUAGCCAGCGCCAUAAAAGAGCUUCUGGACACAGUCAACAACGUCAUUAAGAAGUACCAGUACCAGAAUCGCAGAGCCCUGGAGCAUCAGAAGAAGGAGUUUGUGAAGUACUCCAAAAGCUUCAGCGACACCCUCAAAACGUACUUCAAAGAUGGAAAGGCGAUAAAUGUCUUCAACAGCGCAAACCGGCUCAUCCACCAAACCAACCUCAUACUGCAGACCUUCAAAACUGUGGCCUAGCUCGCAUAGGACCACACAGAAGCCACCACCCCCCCAAGCGCCCUCACACUGUGGCGGGUGGCCCAAGGGAGGGAUAUGUGGCUCCAGUGGUGGAAGCUCAAUGAGCGCCUGACCCAUAUUUGUAAAUUAGGAAGAGUUGAUUUUAGGGGUUGGGGGUCACCUUUUCCAGUUGAAGGGACUGAAAAGUGCCAUUUAAGUCAAUGAGGAUUUUCCAGUCUCAAAUGGAAAUAGGCCCAAAAGUCUGCUUGAUUUGAUUUUAUUUGGACAGUUUUAAUUUAUAACCCUGAUAUUGUUUUUGGGAGUAGGUGAGGCGAGGUGUUUAUUAAAAGACUAAUUGCCAUUUUUCUAAUAUAUUCAUGUUGAUCAUUUUACUUAAAAAACUUGCAAUCAUAGCGACACUUACAAGACGUCGCCGCCUCGUCUUGUCCGGCUUCCUCUUCCUCUUUGCCGCUGCGCUUCGCACGCUCCAGAGGAUUGACAAGCCGCCCUUGUUUGCACGUGUUUUUCUUUUUUCUUUUUUGCUAAAUAGAGAGAGGAGAGGAGAGGAGAUGAGGAGGCUCUGGCUGCUGUGACGUGGACAUUUUUAGACCCAAAAUUUCAUUUCUGUUGACUAUCUGACAACACAACGCCAAAUAACUUCCAGCACAGUGUGCGCGCCUGACUUUACUUUACUUUACACCCCUUCGUCGUCCUCCUCCUCCUCAGAGUGUAAGCACGCCGAGCCGGUCCUUGUUGUCGGGGGGCGUAAAGAGAGACAAAUUCUGUAUUUAACUGAAACCUGGUUGCAAAUGUUCAAUAAAUAGUUUCCAAAUGAUCA
Messenger RNA from Doryrhamphus excisus (bluestripe pipefish), 1827 nucleotides. Its product is annotated as programmed cell death protein 10. Gene Ontology annotation, molecular function: protein kinase binding. Lineage: Eukaryota; Metazoa; Chordata; Actinopteri; Syngnathiformes; Syngnathidae. The record is from RefSeq and is a predicted model, not a curated record. Gene Ontology annotation, biological process: regulation of Golgi organization; positive regulation of MAP kinase activity. Gene Ontology annotation, cellular component: FAR/SIP/STRIPAK complex.